UGACCUGCUGCAACCGCAAGGUCUGCUGGGAUAUGUAGUCCCACGGCUGCAAUUGACUUCCGUUCCCAGUACGGUGGCUGAGGAGGCUCAUUGGCAGUCACCUUCCUGUGCCGCUCGCGGGAGUGGUGACCAUGGCUCAGAGCUCCCCGCCGCCCUUUGACCCCAGCAGCCCCUCCUUUAUCGAGGGCUUCGUCCCCACCCCCCUGCACCGGGAGGGGUUCCGGGACAAGUUCCUGCGCAAGAGCCGCGAGAACCCGCUGGUGCCCAUCGGCUGCCUCUCCACUGCAGGGGCUCUGACCUAUGGACUCAUUUGCUUCCAGAAGGGCAAUACCCGCCAGUCCCAGCUGAUGAUGCGGGCCCGUGUCCUGGCUCAGGGCUUCACCAUUGCUGCCAUCAUGGUGGGGGUGGUGGCUACAGCGAUGAAAGCUCAGAAGUGAGGUCAGGCUGGCCAUGAGCCGCAGCCUCCAGGAGUGGACAGACAACCUGUGCGUCAUGUCGUAGAAAUGGGCCCUUUGGCUGCUCUCAUCUUGCUGGGGGACCAGCUCAAUGGUGGUGGUGGAGCAAUUAUUAAAGAUCCUAGUGGGUUCUAGAGUUUUGGAAAUGCAGCAAAUACACCUGAGUGAAUCAACCUAAAACCUGACCUGUCAGAUUUCUUGACUCCUUGGGCACUCAUUCUUUCCUGGGGGACCCACGGGCAGCGUCAGGAUAAGGCCUCUGUCUCUGGCACCAAGCAUUAUUAAUGGCCGUUGGACUCAUUGCCUUGGUGACCCCCAUGGGGAAUGGGCUGUGCUGAGGCUUAGGCACAAUCAAGUGAUGCACCUUUCCAGGCAGGGAGUAGGAGAAAAAGAGCAGUCCCUCUCUCUGGGGCUGGAUCCUGUCUAGAGAGAUCACAUCCCAUAACCAGGGCUUGUCUGGAGAGAAUGUGUGAUCAGUUAGGUUACCAACCAUAAGCCAACUGCACCCGUGCUUCGUAAAGAGAAAAUUGCAAUGAGAUUCUGAUCAGGACAUUGAAUUCCAAAGCAGAGGGAAAUUGUGAAGGGUUCUUGCGUACUAUUGGGGGGACGGGGAACAGGUAGAGAACCGCUACCUUGCUGCUGUAGUGAUGGAGAUUAGGACACAGGAAAUGUAGCUUCCUGUUAGAAUGUGUGAAAUUAGAGGGUUUCAAACGUGGGGUCAGAUCAGGUCUGUGGCUUUUUUAAUAUUAUUUUGGUUGGAGUUUAACUGCUUUGAAACUAAUCAACCUUUAUCAAGAACUAGAAUGUCCUGCGUUCCGAGUCUCUGAUGCCCAACUGGAGCAGUAUUUCCUCCUGUCUUAACAAACCUCCCAGCAGGAGACUCCAUCUGCAAGCUCUCUGUGCAUUAAUUGGAACGGGAUUCAUAGUGACGUUGAAAGAUGGGGAAAACCCAAACUAAAGGCAAAAAUCUCAAUGAAUAAGGAUCCUCCUUUAGCAGCUAUCGAUGUAGCUCCAAAGUACUAUAAAGAAUCUUUGCUCUUCCUAAGUCAGACAUGCAGAGCUGGGGUGGGAGGAUUUCAUGAGAGGGAGGGAAAUGGUCUGUUGAAUCUAAUCAUUGUAUUUGCUGGCUGUGGUUCUCUCAUCCUUCCUUUUGGCAGCUGCAUAGUGCAGGACUCUGAUGGAGAAAGGCAGAUGGUAUUGACAGCACCAAACUGGUGGCUGGGGGUCCUGCAUUGAGCAGCUACACACAGCAGACGCAAUGAUCUAGACAGAAGAUUUGUGCCGUGAGGGGGUCUCCAGGCCAUGUGUCCAGGGAAUCUUUGUGACUGGGGAGGUCCCAGCUUGCCUCUCAGAUCCUGGGAGGUUUGCUGCCCUGUACUCGUACACAGGGCCAAGUGGCCUAGAAUCUUUGAGACAGUGAAUGUGGAAGCCAAUGAGGCUGAGUAGAAUGAAGCUACUCAGAGGCAAGGCUGGACAGAAGGAAGUCAGAGAACAGAGACUUAGUAACAUACCUCCUGCUGCCUCCCAUCCCCCUUCCCCUGGCCACAGCCCAGUGGCUUGCAUUGGCCAUUUGGCUGGACAGGGUGUUUUGUUUCAGCCCAGGGUGCUGUGGUUUUGGAUCUUGGCACAGGAGGGAUUGCGGGGUUAGUCUGACGAGCACCUUGUUCGUUUGCAAUCCGGCGGGGCUCAUCUCACCCAGCCAGGAUCUGCUUCACAAGGGGCUGUUUGGAUUUAAGGUAAUGGGAGUUUCACUAUAGCUAACACCCCAGUGUCAGGCAUGCUGAGGUCCUUGUCUCUGUUGGGACUAAAGACAGCCAGGUCCCGUGAACCUCCACUUUGGAAGUAGCCCGUAGACUCAGUUGAAGCUAGAAGAGCUGGUCCUGGGAGGUGGUCUGGAGGAGGCUGGUGCAUUUGUAUCUGAUCAUGUUGACAGGUGAAACUGUUUCUCUUCAGUUGGGUGGAGGCUGCUGUUUAAUAAACCUUCCUGUGGCUGAAGAAACUCCAUGUCUUGGCUCUAUCACUCAUGCUACCUACACAAAGAGGACUCUGCAUUGCACAACUGGAGCUGACUUGUUUCAGGCCGGGGGCAGCCGCUUGUACCAUCCAAUCCAGCAAGGCUCUGAGCAUGCCUGCCCUGGAGCCUGUGGGCACAUGCCCAGUUUCGGGAGAGGGUCUGCACAACAAAAGCUACCCCAGCCGCUGAAGUCUGAAUGGAGCGAGACUGUCUGCUCAGGAGAACCCAGCUGGGUGGGGGAAGCCCAACUCCAAACAAGAUCAUGAUUCGCUCUCUGCUUCCUGGAGGCUCAGAAUUCAUCAGCCACCCUGAGCUGCCAGCCCUGAGCUGAGCUCACAGCAAUUGCUGGUCGUAAAGCUGCAGUGAACCCAGCUCGCUCCUGCUU
Mauremys reevesii (Reeves's turtle) is the source of this 2854-nucleotide messenger RNA. RefSeq names its product HIG1 hypoxia inducible domain family member 2A (gene HIGD2A). Lineage: Eukaryota; Metazoa; Chordata; Testudines; Geoemydidae. Gene Ontology annotation, biological process: mitochondrial respirasome assembly. Gene Ontology annotation, cellular component: mitochondrion. The transcript has 2 exons. The record is from RefSeq and is a predicted model, not a curated record. The coding region runs from base 132 to 437 and encodes 101 amino acids.